CCGAAAGCAAAACCUGCCCGCCCGGUCCUCCGCGCAGCGAAGGCGCCUUCCUCUCCGCCAUGGCAUCAGCUUUGAGAAUCAAGGAAUUCACAGCUUCUGAAAGAACUAUAGUAGUUGCUGGUCUUCCUGAGAACCUUGUUAGUAAUCAAUUAUUGGCCACAUUUGUGAAGAGUCACUUCCAAGAUAUUAAGAACGAGGGUGGUGAUGUUGAAGCGGUGAUCUAUCCAACAAGAACCAAAGGAGUUGCAUAUGUAAUAUUCAAAGAAAAAGAAGCUGCAGAGAAUGUUGUGAGAAAAAAGGAGCAACGCCUAGGUAGGAAGGCCGGAUACGCUCAAAUCACAGUCUCUCAUCUAAGUGAAAAGGUUUUCAGCUCUAUAAAGGCUCUCCUGGAUCUCUCCAUUUUUCAGGAUCAGUUUGUACUAGAAAGGCUGGUCAUGGAUCUAGAAAAGGAAAACCCUACUUUAUGCUUCAGUUCUUUGGAACCCAGUGGAAGGAUCUACGUGGAAGGAUCGCUUCUCGCUCUCAAGAAGCUCCACGAGUCUCUGCUAACAAAAGCCCUUUCUCUUUUAGAAAGAAGUAGGAAUUUCUCCAAGGCGGGGAGAAAGUGGAAUACUCAGAGCCCCCAGAAGCUUCCCGAGAAAAAUGCCAACUCGGUGGCCACACUCAAGACUCUCAUUCCUGUGUCUGUAGGAAACAGAGAAACACUCGUGCUGGACACAGAUAUUUAUCUUUACCUCAAACAGAAGUGUGAGCUUUAUGAAAACACCCUGCGAAGAUUUUGUAUUCACAUUCAGGAGAGGGUGAGUGGUGAGCUCACCACCAUUCACCUAAGAGAUGCCCAGGAUGGGUCCAAGCCUGGCAGCGCCCAGCGAGGGAGGCAGCUCAUCCAGGAGUUGACCCAGAACCUUCUCCUGGAGCUCCGAAAAGAGACUUUUAUUUUGGAAGGAAAGACAAAGAGAGAGAGAAACGAUCUUACACAGAGGAGAAGCAAAGAGAACUUAGAGAAACUAAAGCUCUUACCCAAAGUUAACUAGCUGAUAAGGAAUGAUAGUUUAAUGUAAUGUAUCUGAAAACAAAGAUACUAUGUAAAUAAAAUUUAUCUAAAUAGUACUACCUAACAAUGUUAUUUAAAUCUAAUAAUAGUAUUUAUCAAAAUAAAUAAUAUCUAAAUAAAAUGUCUUUUUUCUGUAACUCCAAAUUAUUAGAAAAAAUAACUUCAUUGUAACAAGUGGGAACUUUGGAUGACGAUUAUUAUAUUGAAUGUUUACACAGUUUGCUUUUACUCCAUGUAAAAUUAGAAUGCUGGAAAAGAAUCACCUGGAAAAU
Dipodomys ordii (Ord's kangaroo rat) is the source of this 1326-nucleotide messenger RNA. RefSeq names its product RNA binding motif protein 43 (gene Rbm43). NCBI's taxonomy places the organism in Eukaryota, Metazoa, Chordata, Mammalia, Rodentia, Heteromyidae. Gene Ontology annotation, molecular function: RNA binding. The record is from RefSeq and is a predicted model, not a curated record. The coding region runs from base 60 to 1034 and encodes 324 amino acids. The transcript is spliced from 5 exons.